This is a messenger RNA of Prunus armeniaca (apricot), 225 nucleotides long. NCBI's taxonomy places the organism in Eukaryota, Viridiplantae, Streptophyta, Magnoliopsida, Rosales, Rosaceae. The record is from the annotation of a GenBank genome assembly.
AUGUCUUGCAGCUGUGGCUCAAACUGCUCCUGCGGCAGUGACUGCAAAUGUGGAAAAAAAUACCCUGACCUUGAAUACUCAGAGACCACUUCUACUCAGACCAUCAUAGCUGGGGUUGCACCUGUGAACAUGUACUAUGAGGGUUCUGAGAUGAGCUAUGGAGCAGAGAAUGACUGCAAGUGUGGCUCAAACUGCAGCUGCAGCUCAUGCAGCUGCAACAAAUGA